Messenger RNA from Anopheles stephensi (Asian malaria mosquito), 7614 nucleotides. RefSeq lists its product as uncharacterized. Gene Ontology annotation, biological process: protein desumoylation. Bases 648 to 6776 code for a protein of 2042 amino acids. Gene Ontology annotation, cellular component: nucleus; cytoplasm. Gene Ontology annotation, molecular function: SUMO-specific endopeptidase activity. The record is from RefSeq and is a predicted model, not a curated record. The transcript is spliced from 9 exons. Lineage: Eukaryota; Metazoa; Arthropoda; Insecta; Diptera; Culicidae.
AGCGCAUCAACCUUCGUGAUGAAAGAAAGCCACAAUCGCUAGGUGUUCCGAGAAGUGCAUGAAAUUUUGCUGAAGUGAGUGAAAAUUUUGGUGCUGCGUAGCGAAAAGCGCACCACCGCCAAGUAGUGCCACAGGAUUGGAGCCAAAUCAAGUGUAAACAGUGAGCUUUGCUCAAUCCAGAGCGUCGUCGAAUGCGAAUCAGCUAGCUGACGGUUGAUCCAGCAGAGGGCGUUGCGCAGUGUUAACGUCAGUGUGCGUUUUGCCUGGUUUGCUGCCGUCCCAUCGUCGUAGGCCAUGACAAAGUUUGCUGUGAUAAACCAGAGGUCAGAAUAUCUGUUUGGGCUGUUGCAAAUGGCACAGUUUUAGUUGUAAAAAGUGUUUUAUGCGAUAAGUGUUAAGCCGCUACAUUGUCCACCGUCAUCCAUCGCGGAAGCGUUCGUUUUUAUUCCAUUUACCAUGCAAAACAUUUGGUGAAAGUGACUUUUAGGCAGAAGUAUGCAGCUAUGUACAGGUGAAACAAGACGACUAGACAGCUUUGUGCGGGAUUAUUGUUAAAAGUCCCGUGUGUAACCAAACUCCGGAAGAGUGUGUAAUUGUACCGGAACGCGUAGGCUGCAGUCGCACACGCUCUAUCUGCCAUAGAAAAAAUGGCACAAUACUACGAGAUUGUACAGCAGGAUGAAUUAAAAAAUGUUUAUCCACAACUAAACAUUGACAACGGGAUCCAGCUUGUGAUGGGAGAUGAUAUACAGUUCGGAUCGCAGCAAGUUAUUCUUUCUCAGGAGCAAACGAAUGAUAUACAGCUUAUUGGUGGUGUAUACCAAUCGGGACAUCAAAUUCCUCAGCAGCAGCAGCAGCAGCAGCAACAGCAGCAGCAACAACAGCAACAACAGCAACAGCCGCAGCAACAGCAGCUUCAGUUGCAACCUUCGCAACACAUACAAGACCCAAACUAUCUUAGGCAGGUGAACAAUUCUCUGCCAUCCGACACUUCAUAUAUGCAGCAAGGCGUGCAUGCAGCGCAAACACACCUUCAGCAUCAGCAAAUUUACUACACUGACGAAAAUACGGGACAACUCGUGCAGGCUGGAAAUAUUUUACAACCCCAAGAAUCCAUGCAUGAUUCCCAGCAGCAGACGCUUCAUGUAAUGCAGACGGCGACGGAACAGCAGCUACAGCAGCAACAGCAGCAGCAGCAGCAGCAAAUUAUACACCAUCAAUUGACACCGCCACGACCGCAGCUUCAAACGGCUGCUAUCCAGCAAUCGGCCCCAAGUGGCUCGCAUUCGGUUGUGCAGGUGGUGCAGGGGAUACAGCGCCACGGUCAGCACUUGAUUAUUCGCCAAACUGACCAAUCAAAACCACAGGGGAUGCAACAAACGCAGCAGCACAUACUCGCCCAUCACCAACCGACACAGGUGAUACUACAGACCCAAGGAGCGCCUCAACUAGUGCAGCAGCAGGAACAUCAGCAGCAACAGCAACAGCUACAGCAGUCUGACCAACAAAUCCAGUCCAAUACGCAACAGGUUGUAUAUGAGCAGCAUACAAUGCAACAGCAGCAGCAGCAACAACAGCAACAGCAGACUGUUGCGCUGACAAUUAAUCAGACUGGGGGUAACACCGUUCAGCAGCAUCAACAACCCAAGUUAGCGCAAUCGCUAUCACAGAUUCAGCUGCAACACGUUCCUCAGCAGCAGCAGCAACAGCAGCGUGUACAAAUAGCCAAAAACACUAUUACGAUAACCGCUCAGCAACAGCAAGGCUCCACAUUGCAUCUUCAGCAAGCCGGUGCCACAAAUGCACAAUUAUUUCAGGGCGGCGCUCGGCACUGCUUCAUUGUCACAAAAACUCCUCAGCACCAGCAGCAACACGUCGGAGCAGCUCAAAUUGUUACCAACCAGCAACAACAGCAGCAGCAACAACAACAGCAGCAGCAGCAACAGCAACAGCAGCAGCUUCAGCAGCAACAGCAAACCGUCCAGAUGCAAACAAAUGUGGUCCAACAAUCCAAUCUGAUUGGUACAACGACCCUGCAACAACAGCAGGUAAAACCGGACGCACAGCAACAAACCCAAUUAGUGCAGCAAAAGGUUUCAGCCGGUCAGUUCACACAGACCGUUACCAUGGCAACAACGGCAGAUUCAAUGCUGCGUCCUCGCCUGACACGUCCACGCAGCACGAAAACCACCAACCCACGUCCUCCACCACGCUCCAAUGUGGCCACCAUCGGUACGAUACAGAUGCGAGGGCCUCGGCCACCGCUUACGGCACACAUCAUUACCACCCCGAUACGCGGUCCGGUAGCCACAUCCACGGCAACUUCCUCGGCCGGGGGUGUAAACGCACAGUCGACACAGCAAACGGUAUAUCACGGCAUUAUGAGCGGACGUAAUUUGGUUCUUACGAAUCCGCGCGCCAAAAUCCUCACGAUCAAUCGUACUGGGCAGGGUGGCGGUAUAGCCACUAUUCAGGGACAACCACCACGAUUAGCAAUAAUGCAUCGGAACAAUGUUGUGCAAGCGGGUGGCCAACCCGCUGUCAAUGCUGCUGCUCAACCAUCCCAACCAGACCAGGGACAGACAGGACAGACGCAGAUGAUACAGGUCAGCUUGGCACAGGUUGUGCAGCAGACGAACGUGUCCGCACAGAACGCAUCGUCAGUGGCAACGGUGGUAACAUCAGCAACAAGCACCACUGCGACAGCAACGGCGGUGGUACAUCCGUUUGUGGUGGGAAAACCUUCGACCCAAGGCAAAUCCGAACCAGAGGCAGCGAGUAGUAGCGGCAACUCAUCUUCGAACGAGCUGCUGGACUUGGAUGAGAGUAUUAAGAGCGUGUUGAUACAACGGCGCACGGUGGCGGACGCGAUCGGCAGCAGUGCGGUCAAUACGAUGCCAGUAACGUCAGGACCUAUUUACGCUGUUCAUGCGCAGGGUCCAGAGCAGCAGCAGAGAAACAUCGCAAACCAGCCGCUUACCGACGAAUCGAACAGUUUAAUACAGAUCGGCAACGGGCUCACGAUGACGACGGCCGAGUUCCGGACGUUUCAGGAAAAGCAGCAGCAACGUCAGCAGGAAGCAUUCCGGGGCGGAUUCAACCAGACGGUGCGUGCUCGCGCUCCGCAGCGCAGUAUGAUGAUACGGCAUCGGGCUUCUUCCGGCCGGCCAAUGGUUACGAUACAAUCGCCACAGAACCAACCGAUUGCCGCAAUUCCACCGAUAACGCUUCCACAAGGGCCGGGAAUACCGAUUUCCACCUCGCAAGUGUUGCAGCAGCAACGAUUUAUGCAGCCCGUCACCCAGAUUCAGUUGCAGCAAAUUACGCCAACCACUACGCUCAAGCAGGUGCAAACGAUUGGCCCGCAGUCGGGCGAUACGGAGUUCCGCGAAAGUGCCCGGAUGUUGGUUAUUCUUCAGAGCGGCGAACAGCGGUUGAUAACGUUCACGCUGCCGAAGGAAAGCUGCACCGUGCAGGAUCUGCUUGAGCAGGUGCAGGUGCAGUACUCGCCGGACAGUAACAUCCAGUGCAUUUCCAACCCGGGCGGUGAUGUGGAUUACAUUGUGACGGUCGGGAUUGGUGAGUCGGAAACGGCGGAAGUGAUCAGGCAGGCGGAAAUUACGCUGAGGAGUCAAUCGAUUCAGCUGCACCACCAUACGAUGCAAUCUCAGCCUUUGAUGCAGCAGCAGCAGCAGCAACAGCAGCCACAGCAGCAGCAGCAAACGGCGAUGAUGCAACAGACGACGUGCGUGAUUCCACAGCAGCAACAGCAGCAACAACAGCAGCAAACGAUGAUGAUCACCGUACACCCGAACACGCAACAAGCACCGCAACAGCAGCAGCAGCAGCAGCAGCAAGUGCUUACGCGCUUUUCCGACUCGUACCGGCAAACGAUUGCUCUCAGUACCGGCGGUACACCGGUAUCGAUCGCGACCUCAUCCCACAUGCAAUCGCUUCUACAAACCUCUGCCGCGCAGGAUGCCAACCCGGAGGUGAAACAAAAGAUUGUUAAAGGUUUCCUAGCGGUAUGUGCGUCCUGCGGUUACACCGGGCUGGAUCACGCCAAAUGUCAGCGUUGCAAGCGUGUGUUCACCGAGGCACCACGUCGCAUUCCGGAGCCGGAAAAACCAUCCGGAGCAUUAACACCGCUCUCCUCGGGUGGUAAUCAUCCACCGCCGCUCAUACCGAACGCAACAUCAACGCCGAUGAGCGGUGCCGUCCGGAAGUACGACAUAUAUGCGAAGAAGCAAGCCAUGAACGCGGUUCUGUUGCGCUCUGGUCGCGGUGGAUCGGUACGUUCGGGUCGGGGUAGAGGGCGUGGAGCCGUCGCGCCCAAGUACCAGGACAUUGAACCGCCCGUAUUCACGCUGAGCAGCGACGAUGAGGAGGAGGGUUCGAUGAACGAUCGUUCGAAAACGAUCUACAAAUCGGCGAUCGGUAACACUUCCAAGGCCAACGUUUCCCAGCUGCCAGUCAAAAAGGAUCCGCUUCCGUGUGAACCUGUAAAUAGUGAGAUUGAUACAAGUGUCGUUGCGAACGAUAAACUUCGCUUGGACAUCACGGACGUCAAGAAUCUGCCGGACGGGCAAAUCACACAACUCGACUGCAAUACCAUACGGCUCGGGACGCUGAAAUAUGAGGCGAAUGAGAAGGUUACGAUUUCGUCGAAAGGCGUCCGCAUUGUCGCACCGAACGUGAGGCGUCCGGCCGAGUUUGUAAGUUUGGAUCUUCAGAUGCACGAAAUGAAAAAGGUGCUGACACACUUCUCGAAAGCGCUGAACGUCAUCUUUCUGUACACGAACAAUUCUGGCGGUGCGUAUGUGCGGAAGCAUCUCGAAAUGGAUCCCAGCUCGGACAAACUUCCCUGCUUUAGACCGGAGCUGGUAUCGAACGAUCCAACCAAGCGAAUUACGCUGCUGAUGGAUAACAUUAGCGAGGAAGCCAAGUCAAUCAUCAAAAACAUUUUCCAUCCGAAUUUGCUGGAAGAGAUCAGUAUUCGUGACGCGAAAGAGUUGCUUCUUCGCUGUUCGCCAAGCCGCUCGCUUAACACGUCCAAUUCCAACGCGUCGGCCGAAGCGAACGGGUCCGGCUCGAACGAUAUGCUCGAUGCGAUGGAAAUCCGCAAACUGCUCAUCUAUCCGCCGGGCAAGGGUGGCAUUUCGAUCAACACCGAGGACUACAUGUGUCUGGCGAAGGACCAGUACUUGAACGAUAUUAUUAUCGAUUUCUAUCUCAACUAUCUGAAGCUGGAAGUGUUGGAGGAGGAAGAACGCAAGAACGUGCACAUCUUUAGCACCUUUUUCUACAACCGGCUCACCACGCUGACGACACGCCAGCGGGCCCCGCCGGGCGAAUCGAAGGAUGUGAGGCUGUCUGCGGCCCAGAAGCGGCACGCGCGCGUUGCCAACUGGACGAAGAAAGAUAACAUAUUCGAGAAGAAGUACAUCGUCAUUCCAAUCAACGAGCAGUCGCACUGGUUCCUGGCGAUCAUUUGCUUCCCCAGUCUGGAGUGCCCUAUUGCGGUUGCCGGCGGGGGAAGCGCUCCGUCGACGAACGUUUCCGGUGCUACCAAAUCGAGUUCGAGAGGUGGUGCUGGUGGCGGCGGCGGCGGCGGCGGCGGUAGUACGGGCUCAUCCCGUUCGAAGCGUGGUGUUGUGCUCGAAGGUACGGCACUAACGAUCGGCAGCACGACAAUAACGCCCGUCAAUCCGGGAAGGCGCGUCCCGCUCGAAAUAGAACCGAUCCACCUCGGCGAUGAAGACAUCUGCGAGCGGGACGAGGCGGACGGUGACGAAAGCGAGCUGGCGAGCAACGGGGAUGAAAGCGAUGACGAAUCGGUGGAAGAUGUGCGGCAACCGAUCAAGCAACCUUGUAUAUUAAUAUUCGAUUCACUGCCGGGUGCAUCCAGAAGCCGCGUGGUGGCCACACUGCGCGACUAUCUGACCUGCGAGUAUCGAGCGAAAAUGCCCGAUAAGGUACCGAAGCAGUUCAACAAGCUCAACAUGCCCGGUCAUUGCGUAAAGGUGCCGCAGCAAGACAACUACACCGACUGCGGGCUGUAUCUGUUGCAGUACGUCGAGCACUUUUUCCUUAAACCCAUUGUCGACUAUCAUCUACCGAUCAAGCAUCUGCAGAAGUGGUUCGAAACGAUCGUUGUGACGAAAAAGCGGGAAGAUAUUUGCAACUUGAUCAAGGAUCUGAUCGAGAAACACGACGCCAGCGUGCUGCCAUUGCCACCGAUUGAGCUACCGACGCUGAAUGGUAAAUUAAUAUGCGACCCGUCAGAAAGCGCAAACGAACCCGAGUUUGAGGAAGACGAAAUGGAGGAUGAGUUUGUGAGCGCAUUCGACAUGACGCCGGACGAAGACGAUUUGCGGCUCUCCUUGGCGGGUACGGGCAGUGCAGCCGCAAACGAAUCCAAGUCCGAAACUAACAGUUCUAGCACCACAACCACCACCACCACCACCACCGUGAAGCCGGUCGGUUCGAAGAAAACCAUUCACUUUAAGCGCAUCGGUGGCCAGUCACUCAUCAACCGUUCGUCCAGCAACAACAGCCUGCUCGACGGAAGUACGAACAUGGACGCAACGAACGCGAGCUCGGCUGGCAGUGGCAGCAACAACGGCACGCAAAAUACAAAACGUCCUUUGGGUGGAAAUGGUGGAAAUAAGCAGCAGCAGCAGCAGCAGCAGCAACAGCAACAAGACUGUGUACGGUCGAAGAUACCACGGCUGAACAGUGAUAGCGCGGCCAAGGUGGCAACGUCACAGCUAUAACACACUGUACGUUCUCUCCCCCUCACCGUGCUCGGCGUGAUACGACGUGGACUAGGUGAAUAAAUUCCACCCCCGGGUUGCACCAUACAUGCUCGCUGUAGCUGGAGUUUAAUCGUAGAAGAAUCCCGCAACGUUUACGAAGAAACUCGAAGGAGAAUGAGAAAGAAAAGAAGAAACAAAAUCGCACGACGACACACACACACACACACUAGUUCUAACUAAAGAUAUCUUAAAAUCGAGCGUAAGACAAGUUAUGACCCAUUUUUUGUUUUGUUUCUAAGUUUCUUUUUUUAUAAAAAAUUGUUAGUGAAAACACAUGGCACACGAAAAAAAGAAGAAUCGAAUCGUCAACAAAUUACGUCAGCCGCGAGUGUGUGCGUGCGUGCGUGCGUGCGUGCGUGUGCGUACGCGUUACAUUGACCUUGUCAUGUAUGGAACUGUUUUGGAUUUUGUUGUGAUCACUGCGUUUCGUGUGCGGUCCGGUCCGUAGCGGAGCGGAGCAGGUACGCGGAGCGAAGGAUAGCUUAGUUGAGUGAAUUGCUGGCAGAUGUCAGGUUAAACCUCGAUUACAGUUUGAGGUUAUGGUAGGUAGGUUUGUGUUGUAAUGAACACUCGAUCCAUUAGAGCUUAAUACAUGGAAUAACCUUAGAUUUGAACUCGAUCACGGUUUUUUUUUAAACUAAGUUAGCACAUUUAUUGUAAUAAUGAGCAGAAGAAAAAACACAACUAAUAUUACUUACUCUAUGCAGCAUGGUAUGAAGUAUACUGUAAAAACUAAGAGCUGUAAUAAAAUGAAAUUAGCAUUGGUAAUAAAAAAAAUCUUAUCUCACUUCGUAAA